This is a messenger RNA of Spea bombifrons (plains spadefoot toad), 2592 nucleotides long. Its product is annotated as complement factor B-like. The record is from RefSeq and is a predicted model, not a curated record. The coding region runs from base 16 to 2235 and encodes 739 amino acids. Gene Ontology annotation, molecular function: serine-type endopeptidase activity. The transcript has 18 exons. NCBI's taxonomy places the organism in Eukaryota, Metazoa, Chordata, Amphibia, Anura, Pelobatidae. Gene Ontology annotation, cellular component: extracellular region. Gene Ontology annotation, biological process: complement activation; proteolysis.
GAUCCGUGAUCCAGAAUGCUCUGUUUGGUCCUUCUCAGCCAGUUAGCAGUUUCUAUUGCUGCCCCUGUCUCAAAAUGUGACCUCGGCAAAGUGGACAUUUCUGGUGGAAACUACACCGUGGAUGAAAAAACAGACCAGGUGCGCUACACCUGUGCGGAGGGAAAGUACCCCUACCCGGUAUCCAGACGCGAGUGCCUACACAAUGGGCAAUGGACAAUGGCAACUUCAAAGGCUGUCUGCCGAGAUAUUCGGUGCCCCAGUCCUAUGAUGUUCGAGAAUGGAGAAUAUUACCCGAGGAAAGCUGCGUACCACAUCGGCGACGUUCUGUCCUUUGAAUGCUGGGGAGGAUUCGAAAUAAAGGGACCGGAGAACCGGACGUGCCAGGAGAAUGGAAAGUGGAGCGGGAAGACGACGGUGUGCGAAGACUUUGGAGGUCACUGCCCCAACCCCGGAAUCCCUAUCGGCACAACUAAAGUUGGAAGUUCUUACGGAGUUGAAGACAAAGUCAUUUACGAGUGCAAGAACGGGCUCGAGAUGUUCGGAUCGAAAGUGAGAGAAUGCCAGGAGAACAAACGAUGGUCGGGCGCCGAACCUUCAUGCAGAGACUGGUACGUGUUCGACACCCCGGAGGAAGUGGCUGAAAUGUUCUCCUCCACUCUGUCGGCGAGCAUUGAAGUCGCCGACCCGGAUAAGAAAACGACAGGUGACGUCGAUCGCAAAGUGCGCAUAAAACACGGAGACCCGAUGAACAUAUUUAUCAUCCUGGAUGCCUCAAAGAGCGUUGGACCAAAAAACUUUAAUACUGCUAAAGAAAGUAGCAUAACAUUUAUAGAAAAGGUUUCCAGCUAUGACAUAGAACCUCGGUACGCCGUCAUCUCCUACGCCUCGGAGGGCAUCUCCAUUGUGCGUCUCUCGGAAGAGGAAAGCCUGGAUCCUGACGCGGUGUCAGAAAGGCUGGAAGAAUUCCGUUAUUCGAGCCACGAAGAUAAGCGAGGAACGAACACGCGGGCGGCUCUGGCUCUGGUCAAUGAGAUGCUGGUUGCUCAGGAGCUAAAAGACAACCAGAAUUUUCUGAAGAUUCGAAAUGUCAUCCUGCUUAUGACGGACGGAAAAUACAAUAUGGGUGGCGAUCCCCGCGUGGAGAUGAAGAAGAUCCGAGAGCUACUGGACAUCGGAAAAAGAGAGAACCCAAGAGAAGACUAUUUGGAUGUUUAUGUCUUUGGACUGGGCGAUGAUGUCAGCCUGAACGAGAUGAAUGAUAUUGCAUCAAAAAAACCCAACGAGGAGCACACGUUCCUCCUGCAGGACAUAGUCAGCAUGAAGCAAGCCUUCGAAAAAAUGAUAGAUGAAACAGACGCCAUGGACAUGUGCGGACUCAACAAAGCCGAAUCGGAUGAUGAAAAUGAGAAGUUUCCAUGGAUCGCUAAAAUCACGAUUGUUCGCCCUGAUUCACGAGAGGUUUGCAAAGGAUCCAUUCUGUCCGAAUACUUCAUCCUGACGGCGGCUCACUGCUUCCACUUCGACGAAGACGUAGAACAUAUUAAAGUGGAAAUCGGUGGAAGUGGAGACCUGCUGAAAGUAAAAGACUUUUACCGGCACCCCCUUUAUAAGCCAGAAGGGAAGAAAGACAAAAACGUCCCAAAAUCCUUUGACUAUGACGUGGCUCUUCUUGAACUCAAAAAUAAAAUCAGCUAUUCCAGCCGGGUUAGACCCAUCUGUAUUCCCUGCACCAAAAGCUCAGCGUGGGCCUUAAGGAAGAAAGAUCCGGAGACAAAGUGCGUAGACCACGAGAAAUUACUGUUUUCUGAAGAACUGGUCAAAGCUCUGUUCAUUGCACAGGAAGACAAAGACAUGGAGCAGAAGGACGUGAGAAUAAAGAUGGGGAAAAAGAGGGAGGAUUGUCUUGCAGCGUCUACGAAAAUUCCGGAAUUUAAGGAUGUGGCGGAUAUUCGCGAUGCCGUCACCGACCAAUUCCUCUGCACGGGGGGAACGGAGCCGGUUGUGGAUCCCCCAACCUGUAAAGGAGACUCUGGAGGACCCCUGAUGGUUGAAUAUAAGAAUCGAUAUAUUCAGGUGGGAAUAAUUAGCUGGGGCACAGUGAACCACUGUGAUAAAUUUACGAGGCUGAAAACACCGGUUCCAGAGAACUCUCGGGACUUUCACGUCAGUCUUUUCUACGCGUUGCCCUGGAUAAAGGAGAUAGCCAAAGACGAACUCGUCUACCUUCCCGACUGAACCUCCCCGGAUCGCCAAACUGCUUGGGGGCAACGGGGACGACUCGGCCGUCCCAGUCCUACAGACUGAGGGGUAACACAGAAAGAUCUCCCAUCCCCCACACAGUAUUUCUCUACGAUGAAACCCUCGUCACCGGCGGCCGGAUUCCAUUCAGCGUAUAAAUGUUCUCGCAGACUCCUGGAUCUCCUUGUGAGGCUGGAUGACGAGGACUUCUACACCGGCUACCGGGUGACAUUUUCAUUGCCACAAGGUAACUCACCGCAUCUCCACAGCACUAAGAGAUCAAAUGUGAGCUUUUUAAAUCAUUUUAAUGCAAUUUAUUGGAAACAGCGUACAUCAAUAAACUGAAUUAAUUCA